GAUCUCCGAAGUUUGGAUUAUGACAACAAAAUCAUCCUAAAACAAACUUUUUUUUUCUUUCUACAAUUCUAUCUAUCUUUGCUGCCAGCAACACCAAAAGGAAAAAAAUUAUAAAUAGAAAAAUGAAAUAAUGUAUCCAAAGGUGAAAGUGAAACAACAACAAGAGGAAGAAGAAUUACAGGAUCAUCAUCAUCCAUCAGAGGAAGAGUUUCAAAGGAUUUUUUUGAAGGAUUUUAAAUCUAUGUCGACUUCUUUGUAUCACCAUCAUCAUCCAUCUAAUUCUAAUUCUAAUCCUAAUCCUAAUCCUAAUCCUAAAUCCCCCCCAGAACAUAAACAUGGUUACACACCACCACACGUCAGGGUUCCUAUCUCCGGUGCCAAUAAGAAGAUAUCCUCAACCAGCAGCAGCAGAAGCAAAGUAGUUAAUAAAAACAUCAUCACAGGCGACGAGGUAACUAAUUAUACCGAAAAGCCACCUUCUUCUGUCCUACCGGCACCACGCGCUGUUUUAUCCAGUCCAGGUACAAUCAUUUAUAUAUUCAUUCACCGCAAUAAGUACUACUUAAGUUACUUACAUCUCCCUCUUCCUCAUGUAAAAAUUGGUUUUUUGGAUGUUAUUGAUCGAGCAACCAGAGAAUGAUGCAAUGCUCGGAGCCAAAAAAAUUACAAAAACACUUCUACAUCCAAACACACGUAACAGGUGCAACCAACUCCACGACAGAAGCAAAACCAAAAGCUCAUGGAAAUAGCAAUAACAUGGAAACUUUUAUUAUUAUUAUUAUUAUUAUUGUUAUAUUAUGUAUUGUUCCAUCCAUCAAGUUAUAUAUAGCUACGUUAUUGUUGUUU
This is a messenger RNA of Erigeron canadensis, 846 nucleotides long. RefSeq lists its product as uncharacterized. NCBI's taxonomy places the organism in Eukaryota, Viridiplantae, Streptophyta, Magnoliopsida, Asterales, Asteraceae. The transcript is spliced from 4 exons. The record is from RefSeq and is a predicted model, not a curated record. The coding region runs from base 131 to 640 and encodes 169 amino acids.